Bubalus bubalis (water buffalo) is the source of this 2939-nucleotide messenger RNA. It is a transcript of the gene APOA4, whose product is annotated as apolipoprotein A4. Gene Ontology annotation, molecular function: cholesterol binding; phosphatidylcholine-sterol O-acyltransferase activator activity; phospholipid binding. Lineage: Eukaryota; Metazoa; Chordata; Mammalia; Artiodactyla; Bovidae. The record is from RefSeq and is a predicted model, not a curated record. Gene Ontology annotation, biological process: cholesterol homeostasis; very-low-density lipoprotein particle remodeling; lipoprotein metabolic process. The transcript has 4 exons. The coding region runs from base 1640 to 2782 and encodes 380 amino acids. Gene Ontology annotation, cellular component: chylomicron; extracellular region; high-density lipoprotein particle.
GGCAGGGAGGAGGGGUGAGAAGGAGAACGUCUGAUCAGCUGGGGCCAAAAAUGGUCCUCUAGGGUUAAACUAAAUCUCUCUGCUUCCACUUGUGUGUGAGUGAGGCUUAGCUCACGAGCCUCUGUGACCCAUGCCCCUGCCACAAGGCUGGACUGGGCAGCGCUGACUCAGCCCUGCCAGCCAGAGGCCCUGGUUCACCAUGGCCUUCUGCGCUGGAAGUUCCUCCUAGUGUCUCACCCAGAUCUCCCCACCCGGGAGACACCCCCUUUGAGCUCUGCCCUGGGUGGACGGCCAGUGUGGAGCAAACAUGGGCACCUGUGUCCAUGUGAUUUGCCCGUCCCUGGCUGGGCCUGAGUCGUUCCCUCCUGCUUCUGGGCUCGGGCUGCCCACCGGUUUGAUCUCUGUUGAGGGGGCAGGAGGGUGGCCAUAGGUGAUGCUAGACUCUCAGCCUCAUUACCUCAUUGACCAUUUUAGGUCUGUCUGUUAUACAGAUAAGGAGAUUGAGGCUCAGAAAGGGAUAUGGUUCACCCAACGUCAUACAGCCCUUUGUGCCCACCCAUGUGGCCGUGCCCUGACUCAUAGGGCCAGGGUCUGCUGGAGCUGUGGGCACUCACAUCCUUUCCAUCAGCAGCUCAAACAAUCUAAGACAGGGCACAGGGGCCUCUCAUUCUCUCCCACCGCCCAGAACUAAUCUGUUCACAGACUGAUACACAGCAUGCUCUCUGGUACUUUCCCAGCUGUCCUGUGGAUAAGACUGCACACUUCCACUGCAGGGGGCGCAAGUUUGAGCUCUGGUUGGGGAAUUAAGAUCCUGCAUGCCACACAUUGUGGCCAAAAAACAAAAACACAUGCUCCCAUCCAGUGAGGGCAAACUCAACUGAGAGUCCUUGGUGACUUGUUGCCUGCUCACCUCUGGCCCAUUGAGGGGGAAAGGGAUGAGGCCAGAGGUGAGCGACUACCUUUGCUCCCAACCUAGGCAGGACUCUGACUGAUUUGGGAGCGUCGCAGUGCAGUGAAGUCUUCAGGGGCGAAACAUGGCUUGUGCUUGAUGAGCGCUGACUGUGGGCCAGGCAUGUCUCCCAGCAUUACUCAGAUUAUCUCCCUGACCCCCUGAAGCCCAGAAGGCAUGCACUGUUUUAUGCCCUACUGAGGCACACGGGGCUCAGAGAGGUUAAGAGACUUGGCCGAGGUCACCCAGUCAGUAUGUGCGGAGCCCACAUGCAAAGCCAAGGAGUCCAACUCCAGCAUCAGAAGCCUUCAUAAACUACUGCGAGAUGGCCCAGGCUGCUCCUGGAAGGAGGAGCUCCCCGACGCUGGGGGUGGCGAUUGGUGGGGUGGGACACUGCUAGGUAGUGGGGAUUCUACAGAAGGGGUACAAGCACUGGAAGGCCUUUUAGCUAUCUCCAACCCCAUGAGACAUCAAGUCACUCCUGGUCUAUGAAACAGUGGAGACACGGGAAGUCAGGAUCAGCCCAGCUGUGGACUCUUCCAGUGGCAGAUUAUAGAAGCCCAUCCACGUGCGGGGCAUGGCAUUCAUGGAGGGCAGCCAACGGUGCAAUACGAUGGAUUUCAUCUCCUUGUCACUCAAGGAAGGAUCUGGUGCAGUAGGAGACUCUCCCAGCCCAGCGAGGAGCCCAGGAUGUUCCUGAAGGCUGUGGUCCUGAGCCUGGCCCUGGUGGCUGUCACCGGAGCCGAGGCAGAAGUCAAUGCCGACCAGGUGGCCACUGUGAUUUGGGACUACUUCAGCCAGCUGGGCAACAAUGCCAAGAAGGCGGUGGAACAUAUCCAGAAGUCUGAGCUCACCCAGCAGCUCAACACCCUCUUCCAAGAUAAACUUGGGGAAGUGAGCACCUACACGGACGACCUGCGUAAGAAGCUGGUGCCCUUUGCCACGGAACUGCAUGAACGGCUGACCAAGGACUCCGAGAAGCUGAAGGAGGAGAUUCAGAAGGAGCUGGAGGACCUGCGGGCCCGGCUGCUGCCCCACGCCACCGAGGUGAGCCAGAAGAUCGGGGACAACGUGCGCGAGCUACAGCAGCGCCUGGGACCAUACGCAGAGGAGCUGCGCACCCAGGUCGACACCCAGGCGCAGCAGCUGCGGCGCCAGCUGACGCCCUACGCGGAGCGCAUGGAGACGGUGAUGAGGCAAAACCUGGACCAGCUGCAGGCUUCGCUGGCGCCCUACGCCGAGGAGCUCCAGGCCACGGUCAACCAGCGCGUGGAGGAGCUCAAGGGGCGCCUGACGCCCUACGCAGACCAGCUCCAGACCAAGAUCGAGGAGAACGUGGAGGAACUGCGCCGCAGCCUGGCCCCUUAUGCUCAGGACGUCCAGGGGAAGCUCAACCACCAGCUGGAGGGCCUGGCCUUUCAGAUGAAGAAGCAUGCUGAGGAGCUGAAGGCCAAGAUCUCAGCCAAAGCCGAGGAGCUGCGGCAGGGGCUGGUGCCCCUGGUGAACAGCGUGCGUGGAAGUCAGCCGGGCAACGCCGAGGACCUGCAGAAGUCACUGGCAGAGCUGAGCAGCCGCCUGGACCAGCAGGUGGAGGACUUCCGCCGCACCGUGGGGCCCUACGGCGAGACCUUCAACAAAGCCAUGGUGCAGCAGCUGGACACGCUCAGGCAGAAGCUGGGCCCCCUGGCGGGGGACAUGGAAGAUCACCUGAGUUUCCUGGAGAAGGAUCUGAGGGACAAGGUCAGCAACUUCUUCAACACCCUCAAGGAGAAAGAGAGCCAGGCCCACGCCCUCCCCGCACAGGAGGAGAUGCCCGUCCCUUUGGGGGGCUGAGUUGCCCCUGGUGCCCCCGCCCCACCACUGACACCUGCCCUGCCCUGCCCCCUGUCUGUAUGUCUGUCCCAAAGCAGUUCUUGUACAGACCUGUGGAUACCUGUCCAGUGGAAAGUGAUGCUACCUCUCGCUUCUCAAUAAAGCUGCUGAGAAACUA